Messenger RNA from Podarcis muralis (Common wall lizard), 3487 nucleotides. NCBI's taxonomy places the organism in Eukaryota, Metazoa, Chordata, Lepidosauria, Squamata, Lacertidae. The record is from RefSeq and is a predicted model, not a curated record.
CGCCUAAGGGAUUGUGACGAGGCUCUGCCCUCCCCAAGAGCCAAACAAUUAAAAACCGACCCCCUCGUGUCUGGCAAUCGGACUGACCCCACUGAACACUGCUAUAGGGUGAAAACUCAGAACCGUUUCUACCCUCUAAUGUCUCCGGAAACAACGUCAACAUCAGAGGAAUUAUUUUUACCCCAGAUUAAAACUGUGGCCGGCAAGCUUGGAGGAAGAGGGUGUGUCCCACUGAGGGUGGUGCAGGACGCCGGAGCUGAGGACUGCGCAAGACAAGAACAACAUGAACAUCUCCAUCUUGUGGUCAGAACCCUUAAUUGCAUAUUUAAGAAGAUUGAUGUGCUAUCCUCCCAGCUAUGUAACCUCGAACAGAAAAUUGAUAACCUCUGGCCAAAGUUUAAACCAACUGUAGAUACGGGGGAAUUGAAGUGCCAGAGGUCCUUACCUUCAACCAAAAAAAGAAGUGUGAUCCCUAAAUAUAAACCCAAUCCUGCACUGAAACACCAAGCGUUGUCCCUACAACCUAAGAAAAUCUGCCUAAACAUCGGGGCAGGGUCACCAAGGUGGCUUACUCUGAGUGGGGUUAAAAAGCAUCUAAGCAAUCUCCUAAACAUUGAAAUCUCACAAUGUGAUCUCAUUGCAGUAUUACCCUUGAACCAGCACCUCAGGCAACAGAAAGUGAUGCUUGCGUUUUACUCUCCAAGGAUCCCUUCAGCUAUCAUCAGGCAGAAACCACUCUUGGCUAGGUAUGAUAUCACCCCAACAAGAGUUUUUAUGGAUAGCAUGAUCCACCCCCUCCUUCUUGCCGGUCACGGCACGGAGCGGACUCUGUCGGAGAGGUCGGGAGUACCCCAGGACAUCGAGCCUCCUCUCCCGGAGGAUAUCCAUCCGCACCGAAACUGGACUUACCCUACGUCCCCACGAGCCCUAAAGAAACCCACUGGCACAAACAAUUCUCUGACCCCGCCGGAGGAAAGAGAGCUUUUAGCCACCUUUGGCGACCUUCCACCGAGAGAACAACAAGAAAUAAUUGGAAGACUAGAAGUACUUAAUCAUCAGCUCUUACAGGUCCAGAAGAACGGAAGAGUCUUGCCCACUUCUCAGGAUAACCCUGCCAGCUUUUCGGAGUCGUGUUUUAAGGAAGCAGGAAGUCUUCCAUACCUUAGCCCAGCUCCUAAACCCAUGCCUCCCCCACUUGUGGGCAAAACCCACCGACGGUUGGCAGACCCAGGUCUUGCCCCACAAGUUGGCCCCUCAUCCCAACUCUUGAUAAAUUUUGACUCGCCCUCCAAGAGUCCCCCGCUGAGGAGUGUAACCCAGAGUCCCUUCCACCAAAACAAUUCCUUACCAUCUAAUCCAUCAAUGCCGGAACUGGAGUCCUCUUAUUCCCCUGAGCGGCAUAGACCCGACAUACAAACGGUACCAGUACGCCGAGCAUCCCCUGUACCUUCGCCAGCACCAGGUCAUGGGAGUGCUCCACCUACAUCAAAAAAUGGCCCGGAUUUGAUUGAAGACCCGGCCGGACAUAUAAACCAAAUGGUUUCAUCGGCGACCUUCAGACCUCGCGGUGGGGCAGUCUCAGCAAAUCCAGUGGAGUUUCCCACUGAAGUGUCCGCCCUUGGGUUACCCAGCGGGAGACCCGUUUUGGCGCCUCAGUCAGCAUACUUCACUACCAACUUCAAGACUAGGUACCCUCAGCAGGUGCCUGCCAUGCAAAGUAAAAUAACUGACUUUUUUGUGGGGUCUGCCUUGCCUCCAAAGGACUCACAUCUUUCCCUGAAAUGACAGCGAAUUGGUCACAACAGGAACUCCCCCCUAUCAGUCCUCAGCUGGAACAUUGCGGGCUGGAGGGGGAAAAAACUUGACCCAGAAUUCUUGGAGUAUAUUAACCUGUUUCAUAUCAUCUUGUUCCAAGAAUCAUGGGAAGUAGAGAAAAUUGCCCUAAAUGGCUUUGAGCUUCUAGAACUCCCUGCCUGCCCCUCCCUGAAAGGAGGCCGCCCUAAAGGGGGCCUAAUAAUAGGCAUCUCCCUCAACCUACGCUCUAAACUUACUCUAGUACAGGCCUUGCCUCCUUACGCCCUUACCGGACUGAUUGCGGGGGAAAAGAUCUCACUUCCUAGUUACAAAUGUUUACUUGCCACCUGGGGGUUCUUCCUCCGAACUGGGCUCUAAAUGGGGCUCGCUAGAAGACCAUUUGCUCUCAUGCUAUGUUAAGUUUCCUAACACCCCGGCCAUAAUAGGUGGCGAUUUUAAUGCCCGCACAGCAGCAAAUUGGGACUCGCUGACCAAAACCAAAUGGUGGGUUACCCCAAACCUUAAUAAUUAUGAGCUGGAACAUAUCAUGAGGAGAACUUCUAAAGACCAACGAGCUAAUGAGGCUGGAGUACUCCUCUAUCAAAUGGCCAUCCGUCUAAAUCUGGUCCCCCUAAAUGGAACAUGCCUCCCUGAUAUUCCAGGGGAUUUCACUCACCUGAGCGUUAAAUCAAACAGCGUCCUCGAUUACCUGUUGGUUUCCAGUGAUCUACUUAAGUGUAUUUCCACCUUUAAGAUCGAGAAUGUACAAUCUAGUGAUCAUCUUCCCCUUGUAGCCAAGCUUUCCCUGAACUGGCAGUCGGAGGCCCAUAGACAUGCGACCCAGAUGGUAACCAACAAAUCCUCUCUCCAAGUAAGAGGAAUCAAAUGGUCGGAGACCCAGGCUCAAAAGUAUCAGGAAUUCUUUCAAAAAGAAAUCCUCGGGCCUCAUUCCAACAUAGGCUCUGCCUCAGACGAGUAUAGCAUAGUGUUGAAACGCUUUCACCAUCAUACGACUGAACUUACAUCCUUCUUCAGGUUACCACCCAAAAUAUUAAAUCGAAACGAGCAUACUUACGGUGCCCCCUGGUAUAAUUCUCAGUGCAGACAAGCAAGACAGCGCCUUCGCGCUAUAUAUGAUGCAUAUAAGACCUCCGAUGCAUCUACUCUGCCAGCUAGUUAUGCACAAGCCAAGCAAGUUUACAAACGCACGCAGAAAACUGCCAAACGCGAGUGGCAACAAAAUCGCUGGCAGGCCUUGAUUACUGCUUCAAAAUCACACAGAUCCAGGGAAUUCUGGUCGCUGAUUAACAGAAGGGCGAGGAAAUACCCAAGGGCAGUCAUCCCUGCACCGACAUGGGAAUUGUUCCUGAAGAAAUGUUUCUCACAGGCAGAUGCUCCCUCCGACCAUCUGAUGCAUCUGUUUUCCCACCUACCUAUUUGGCCUCCCACCGAUCCUGACGAAAUAGCCAAGCUAAUAGCCCAGCUGAAAUCGGGCAAAGCCCCAGGGCCCGACCUGAUCCCUGCUGAAGCCAUCAAACUACACCCAAAAUGGUGGGCCGGCAUCUUGGCCAAAACCUUCGACGCAAUCAACGCUUCUGGACUCAUCCCCAAAAUAUGGAAGGAGGCCAUUAUAGUACCAAUUCAUAAAAAAGGUUCUCCAAUGGAGCCGGAAAAUUACCGUAACAUCAGCCUC